Molecule: messenger RNA, 1787 nt
Organism: Lepus europaeus (European hare)
Lineage: Eukaryota; Metazoa; Chordata; Mammalia; Lagomorpha; Leporidae
Gene: PPIL2
Product: peptidylprolyl isomerase like 2
Exons: 20
Coding region: 98-1666 (522 amino acids)
Biological process (GO): protein peptidyl-prolyl isomerization; protein polyubiquitination; protein folding
Cellular component (GO): catalytic step 2 spliceosome
Molecular function (GO): peptidyl-prolyl cis-trans isomerase activity; ubiquitin-ubiquitin ligase activity
Source: RefSeq, a predicted model, not a curated record
GGAAGUCGCUCCCCGACGACUCGGCGGCGUCUGUGGGCUCGCGGUUGCUGGCCGUGACUUUUCCGCGCUCGAAGACCCCGCCGCCGCGCUCGCCGCCAUGGGGAAACGCCAGCACCAGAAAGACAAGAUGUACAUCACCUGUGCUGAGUACACUCACUUCUAUGGUGGCAAGAAGCCAGAUCUCCCCCAGUCAAAUUUCCGCCGUUUGCCCUUCGACCACUGCAGUCUCUCUCUGCAGCCCUUCGUCUACCCGGUCUGCACCCCGGAAGGCGUCGUCUUUGACUUGCUGAACAUAGUUCCGUGGCUUAAGAAGUACGGGACCAACCCCAGCACUGGAGAGAAACUCGACGGACGGUCCCUGAUCAAGCUGAACUUCGCCAAGAACAGUGAGGGGAAGUACCACUGCCCGGUGCUGUUUACCGUGUUCACCAACAACACCCACAUCGUGGCUGUCAGGACCACGGGCAACGUCUACGCCUACGAGGCUGUGGAGCAGCUGAACAUCAAGGCCAAGAACUUCCGGGACCUGCUGACCGACGAGCCCUUCUCCCGGCAGGACAUCAUCACCCUGCAGGACCCCACCAAUCUGGACAAGUUCAACGUCUCCAACUUCUUCCACGUCAAGAAUAACAUAAAGAUAGUAGACCCAGAUGAGGAAAAGGCCAAACAGGACCCGUGUUACUAUUUGAAAAACACCAACGCCGAGACGCGCGAGACGCUGCAGGAGCUGUACAAGGAGUUCAAAGGGGACGAGGUCCUGGCCGCCACCAUGAGAGUCCCCGAGAAGAAGAAAGUGGACAAGCUGAACGCCGCCCACUAUUCCACAGGGAAGGUCAGCGCCUCCUUCACCUCCACCGCCAUGGUUCCCGAGACCACACAUGAAGCAGCGGCCAUCGACGAGGACGUGCUGCGCUACCAGUUUGUGAAGAAGAAGGGCUACGUGCGGCUGCACACCAACAAGGGCGACCUCAACCUGGAGCUGCACUGCGACCUGACCCCCAAAACCUGCGAGAACUUCAUCAAGCUGUGCAAGAAGCAGUACUACGACGGCACCAUCUUCCACAGGUCCAUCAGGAACUUCGUGAUCCAAGGGGGCGACCCCACCGGCACGGGCACAGGUGGGGAGUCGUACUGGGGGAAGCCGUUCAGAGAUGAGCUCCGGCCCAACCUCUCGCACACCGGCCGGGGCAUCCUCAGCAUGGCCAACUCCGGGCCCAACAGCAACAAGUCGCAGUUCUUCAUCACCUUCCGCUCCUGCGCGUACCUGGACAAGAAGCACACCAUCUUUGGACGGGUGGUCGGCGGCUUCGACACGCUGACGGCCAUGGAGAAUGUGGAGAGCGACCCCAAAACUGACCGCCCCAAGGAGGACGUGCGCAUCGAAGCCACCACUGUGUUCGUGGACCCCUAUGAGGAGGCCGACGCCCAGAUCGCGGAGGAGCGGAAGAAGACCCAGCUGGAGGCGGCCCCGGAGGCACCGGCCAAGGCCCCCCAGCCCCAGGCGGGGAGCCAGGGUCCCCAGACCUACCGCCAGGGGGUCGGCAAGUACAUCAACCCGGCUGCCACGAAACGGGCGGCCGAGGAGGAGCCGGCAGCCAGCGCCGCCGCGCCCGUGCCCAAGAAGCAGCCGGGCCGUGGUGGCUUCGGGGACUUCAGCUCCUGGUAGGGAUGCGGGGCUGGCCAGUAUCCCCCUCACCCCGCCACCUGGCGCCGCCCAGGAACCCGGGCGCCUGGGGGCCGGGAGCACCGCAGGACUCCAGCCCAGGACGGGGGCCGGCCCCCACCCC